UUAAAUAACUGUUGUUGUGGUAAAUAAUAGCAGAGCUUUAAAAUAAACUGUAGUCAGAGUGUAUCCAAGAAGAAUGAGAAAAUAAAGCUAUGGUUUGGAGGACGUUGUGGGUGAUGGAGUCUAUUCCUACUUUUUGGUACAUGGCUGUUUUUGCCAUGGAGAACCCAAACCAACCUUAGCAACACCUGUAAAUCCAAAGUGCCAGGCUAUUUUGAUUUAUGGUAAUUGCUUUGGUUUUGCAUCCAUUCAAUCUGUUCCUUGCUUCAAAGUUUUAUGAGGUCAUUUUGUUAAUUAUUUACUAAUACAGAUAUAUAUAUUUUCAGCUCACAUAUUAACUAUUCCUUAUCAUCACCCAACGUUCCAGGCUGCCAAGACACUGUUCCUAGAACUGUUAAAAUGUGUUUAACUUCCCUGUGCCUGGCUAUUAUUGACAAACUGAAUGGAUUCUGUUAUGUUCUACACGUUAUGCUCCUGAGUGAAAAAAGGGAAACGUUCCAUAUCCGAUGUAGCUGCUCUGAUGUGCUUUGGGGCAGUUAAUUGUUAUUGCAGCACCAGGAAGGAAUUUACCUCUGUGUAGGAUGAGUUUUGUUUGUUUGUUUAGCAAACAGUGUCUGCAGUAUUUCCCCGUAUAAGGAAAAACAAGUAACUGCUGCAAUAAUUAAAGCAUCACUUGAAGUUUCUUAAGCCCAUGCGAGCAAAGUUGUAUCCAUAUUGGUAUAUCGUAAUUUGUAUUUAGCCACUCAUUUAAAUGCGGACAUUCAGCACUUUUCUUGCCUUCUCUUUUUCCCCUAAAUCUUCACAUCCAUUUGUGGGGUAGAAAUUUCUGUGCAGACUUUGCUUCCAUUGCAGACUUCUCAGCUCUUCCUUAUAACAGACCCGAUAAGGGAGUGUCUUGCUUUACUGUCAUUAACACAAGGAAGUCCAAAAUGUAAAACAAACGCACCGCACAGUAAUGAUUAACUUUCCCUCCCACAUGUUGCAUGUCUGUGUGUUAUUAAGUAUGGUUUUACCACUGCAGACCUGCUAGUGUUAUGGAAGAGGUUUGGAGUGCAGCUUUCAAACACCGCAAUAAGCAGAUGUUUCAGUUUCCAACCUGAAGAACAGGUUCUGCAGAUAUAAAAGCAGCUAAGUGUCUGUUCAAGAUUGUUACCGCCCUCUGACUCCUUUUGCCUCCUCCCACUUUGAACUUGUUACCCUGGAGCCGAACUGUUUGAAUAAGGGCUGUAAAAGCUGCUUUGUGAUCAGUUAGCUGAGGGCCCUCAAUAUGUGAGAUGCAGGGGAGGAGCUUUCUCUCUCAGGUUUUGCAGUUCCCUCCCCUCUGCUUCUUAUUUUUUUUGUCAUGCUCAUGGAAGUUCCGAUGUACCAUGCAAAGAAGUUGGGACAGAUUGACUGCACUGUCCAGAGAGGAGAGACAAAGUUGCUUUGGAUGUGAAGGAACUUGCCUGGGCGUGCAAGUUAUCUCAAAUGGAAUUGCUCAGUGAAUGAAGUUACAUUCUUUAAAAUGAACAGCUUGUCAUAGUGGAAUUGCAGUAGAGUUUAAAAGCAAACCCCAGGUCUCAGAUUUUAAUAUUUUCUCCCCUUCCUCCCCCCCAAGCCGUUUGGUAAGUAAAUGAGAUCUUUUGAUCUGCUUCCUGAUCGAACUAUUGAGUUUGAAGUGAUAGCUUAGUUUUUCUGUGUUUCAUCUUCAGUAUCGGUGAAUUUGUUCUGGGAAGAUAUUAGAGCUCUUCUGAAUUCUAGUUGGCGCAAUGUGAUACUUUUCUCAGCACAAAAGUAUGUCUUUUGGGGUUAAACUUCAACUACUACGUUGAUAUAAAACAGGCUGAAGGAUUGAUCAUGUUAUAUGCAGGGUGUUCUUAGUCUCCCCAGUGAUACCUGCCCUGCCUCUAGGGCUGACAUCCUGUUGUUUAAAGGAAUAAGGAAUCUGACACAAUACUUAAAGUAGGGUUCUCAAACUGAGCUAUAAGUUUGUCUUCUUCAUAUAGUCUCUGCAGAUACUGUGUGACUCUUUUGUGCAUGCUGUAACUUCUGUCAAUGAACUGUGCUGGUUUUGGAGAUCAGAGUGUUUCCUGGCAUAACAGAGAUGAAGUAUUUGCAGUGAAUGUAAGCAGUGUUUUUCACUGUGGAAUUACUGCAAGAAAUUUUCAGGUGAAGCCAACUGAGUCUUUCGUUUACCUUCCUAUGAAGUCUGUCCAUUGACUCUUUGCUUCCUGUUGUAUUUGUUUAAGGAUGAAUUGUGUGCUUUUCUGUUUGCUGCCUAGGGCUUAUGGGGACAUUCAGCUUGCUAUCUGGGGGAAAUAAUCAGAACAAAUCUCUAACACAAAACCAAAAUCAAACCAGGUGUUCUGAAGAGGUGGCGGUGAAUUUCUGAGGACGUGGACAGAAGCUCUGAAAGGUGUCAUGGAGUGAAGAAAAAGCAUCUUUUGCAGAAAAAAAUAUUUUAUGAUCAGCUGACUCACAGUAGUUUCACUUUCAGAUCAGAAGAGAGUAAAGAAUAUGAAUUUGACGUGACUCAAGGCAUCUAAAUAUUCAGUGAGCCACAUAAUAUAUACACGCGUAUUGUAGCUUGAUUGCAUGCACUGAAAUGAUGCCAGUAUAUACCAGCAGAAACAUCUGUUCCUGCUAAGUCUUCCUCAGUCUCAUGGAUCUCUUUUUUGGUGUAUAGUGAGUCACAGUGACUGAACUUCCUACAAAUGAAGGACCUCUGAAAUAACCCCUGAAGCAAAGAGGUGAAAGAGCCUGGCAUCUGAAAAGGAAAUGGAUAGAUCUUGUCUCAGUGUUAAAAGAGUUUCAUGUGUCCUGCGAGCUGUGGCUUCCUUGAUUGAUCUCAAGGUUUGUGGCAUGCUAGAGAUCCUGGAAAGAUUCACAGCUGAACUCUUGUGGUGCUGGGAAGGACCAUCACAUCCAUUCUACCAAGGCUGAGCUCAGUUGUAAUUCACUGUCUGCGCUGAUACUGUAUCUUUUACUCUUGGACAUGUGGAAUAAGUGUCUGCAGAAUUAAACGAGGACAAUCUCCUGAAAGUGGAAUUCCUGAGAAGGCACGUGCUGUGAUUUCUUGAAUAAGCCAACAACAUCCUCUGAUUUUUUAUUUUUUGUGGAUUUUUAUUACUCAACUGAAAGAGUGAGCAGUGUUGCUAGGUUGCUCUGAAAGCCAGAGAUGGCUCUGCCUUCUCCAAAAUCCAUAGCAGGAGAUCUAACACAAAGAGAAGAACUCAUGCUCCAUAAUGAAAGCUGUUUUCAUUUCCUGUCUGCAAAUGUCAUCACAGUAGUGGAAAGAUGUAUGAGCUCCAUGCAAGCUGGUACCCAAAUGAUCAAACUCCGUGGUGGUUCCAAAGGGUUGGUCCGCUUCUAUUACCUGGAUGAGCACAGGACCUGCAUCCGAUGGAGACCGUCCAGAAAGAAUGAGAGAGCCAAAAUUUCCAUCGACUCUAUUCAAGAGGUUUGUGAGGGGAAGCAAUCGGAGAUCUUUCAGCGCUAUGCUGAUGGCAGUUUUGAUCCUAACUGCUGCUUCAGCAUCUACUAUGGAGAUCAUAUGGAAUCCCUUGACCUGGUGUCUUCCAGUGGAGAUGAAGCACGUACUUGGAUCACAGGGCUAAAAUAUCUGAUGGCAGGGAUCAGUGAUGAAGACAGCCUCUCAAAACGCCAAAGAACCAGAGACCAGUGGUUGAAGCAGACAUUUGAUGAAGCAGAUAAAAAUGGUGAUGGCUGUCUGAGUAUUAAUGAAGUGCUCCAGCUAAUGCACAAACUGAAUGUCAACCUACCCCGGCAAAAAGUCAAGCAAAUGUUUAAGGAAGCUGAUACAGAUGAUAACCAGGGCACACUAGGCUUUGAUGAGUUCUGCACCUUCUACAAGAUGAUGUCAACACGACGUGAUUUGUACUUGCUAAUGCUCACCUACAGCAACCACAAGGACUUCCUGGAUGCAGAUGACCUGAGACGCUUUCUGGAGAAUGAACAAAAGAUGACAGACGUGACCAGAGAACACUGUCUGGAAAUUAUCAACAAGUUUGAACCAUGCCUGGAAAACAAGAAGGCAGGAGCUCUGGGGAUUGAUGGUUUCACCAAUUACAUGCGGAGUCCAUCAGGGGACAUUUUCAACCCAGAGCACUACCAAGUGAAUCAGGACAUGAGUUACCCUUUGAGUCACUAUUUCAUUACCUCUUCACAUAAUACCUACCUCAUGGGAGAUCAGCUGAUGUCCCAGUCUAGGGUGGACAUGUAUGCAUGGGUGCUACAAUCUGGCUGUCGUUGUGUAGAAGUUGACUGCUGGGAUGGGCCGGAUGGUGAACCAAUUGUCCACCAUGGAUACACUUUGACUUCCAAAAUUCUCUUCAAAGAUGUGAUUGAAACUAUCAACAAAUAUGCCUUUAUCAAAAAUGAGUAUCCUGUUAUUUUGUCAAUUGAGAACCAUUGCAGUGUAAUUCAGCAGAAGAAGAUGGCCCAAUAUCUUACAGAAAUUCUGGGUGACAAAUUGGAUCUGUCUUCUGUGCACAACGAUGACUCUACCAGGCUCCCUUCACCAGCAAGUCUCAAAGGGAAGAUACUGGUUAAGGGGAAGAAACUUCCAGCCAACAUCAGUGAUGACGCAGAGGAAGGUGAAGUUUCUGAUGAGGACAGUGCUGAUGAGAUUGAUGAUGACUGUAAAAUAAUGAAUGGAGAUGCAUCUACUAAUAGGAAAAGAGUGGAGAAUAUAGCAAAGAAAAAACUUGACUCACUGAUAAAAGAAUCCAAAAUUCGUGACUGUGAAGAUCCAAACAACUUUACAGUUACCACUCUGCCAUCAUCAGGAAAGGCUGGUCAGAAAUCAGACAGUAAGAAGAAUAAACUUGAGGAUGAUGCAGAAUCUGGAGAAGACUUCAGUGCCAAUAAAAGGCAAAGCCGAACAUUGAUGGGCAGCUUUUCUAAACGCAAGAAAAAAGGAAGUAAAUUGAAAAAAUCAACCAGUCUGGAAGAAGGUGAAGAUGAUGCUGAUUCUCAAGGAAAUGUAGCCAGAGGCUCUGUACAUUACACCAGGAUAAACAGACAGAAGAAAACAAUGAAGUUGUCCCGGGCACUCUCAGACCUGGUGAAAUAUACAAAGUCUGUUGGCAUCCAUGAUGUUGAAACUGAAAUCUCUUCCAGCUGGCAGGUUUCAUCUUUCAGUGAAACAAAAGCCCACCAGAUACUGCAGCAAAAGCCAGCACAGUAUCUACGUUUCAACCAACAUCAGUUAUCCCGCAUCUACCCAUCUUCUUACCGUGUAGACUCUAGCAACUACAAUCCCCAGCCGUUCUGGAAUGCUGGCUGCCAACUUGUGGCUUUAAACUACCAGUCAGAGGGGAGAAUGCUCCAACUGAACCGGGCCAAAUUUAGUGCCAAUGGGAAUUGUGGCUAUGUCCUCAAACCAAACUGCAUGUGUCAAGGCAUCUUUAAUCCAAAUUCUGAAGAUCCACUGCCUGGUCAGUUGAAGAAACAGCUGGUUCUAAGAAUUAUCAGCGGUCAACAACUCCCAAAACCACGAGAUUCCAUGUUGGGAGACAGAGGAGAGAUCAUAGAUCCGUUUGUUGAAGUAGAAGUUAUAGGCCUACCUGUUGAUUGCUUCAAAGAACAAACGAGAGUAGUUGAUGAUAAUGGAUUUAACCCAAUGUGGGAAGAAACAUUGGUGUUCACACUGCACAUGCCAGAGAUUGCACUGAUUCGGUUCCUUGUGUGGGAUCAUGAUCCAAUUGGGCGGGAUUUUAUUGGACAAAGAACAAUAGCUUUCAGCAGUAUGAUGCCAGGUUACCGACAUGUAUACCUAGAAGGUAUAGAAGAGGCAUCCAUCUUUGUUCAUGUGGCUAUUAAUGACAUCUGUGGUAAGGUCAAACAAGCUCUGGGCCUAAAAGGCCUAUUUCUCAGAAAUCCAAAGCAGGCCUCCCUGGACAGUCAUGCUGCUGGUCAGCUCCAUCGCAAACAUUCCUUUAGCAGCCACAUCUUGAGACGGACAGCAAGUGCACCCACCAAAAGCCAGAAGAAGAAGAAGGGCUUUCCUGAAAUUGUUUUUGACACAAAAGACAACAGCUCUGAAGGGGCCAGUGAAGACCACGAAGCAGAAGCUGCCUCACAGCCUCGCUUCGAGCAAGAGUCAGAAAGUGCUUCUCUGUCACCAGCUCCCAGGGAUGGUGCCAGUGGGGAGGUACAUGGCAAAGGGUUGAAAGGUAAGGCCCAUAGUUCUCAUAAAGCCAAAAGUUGUGCUGCUUUCAGUGAACCCAUACAGAGGUCUAACAGGGUCCGGCUCCGGGAGCAGCAGAGUGAGAAGCAAAGUGUCUUUGCACGCUGCGCCAUCAACAGCUCUGGUAGGAUUGGAGUGGCCACCAACUGCAUGAAAUGCAUGAUUGGUUCCAAAGAAAGCCCAGAUCUAGAAAGCAAGUGGAGUGACCAACCCACCAGGCCUAUUGCUAAAGAUUUGCAUCACCAUGAUCAGUAUAGCAGUAUAACUGGAGAAGAGAGGUUAGAGCUUAAAAACUGGGGUAUUAAAGCUCAGUCCAGACCAGAGUCAGAUUUGCAGGCUUGCAGUAGCCCUGGAGAUGUUGAUGAUCUAACAAGGAGCACCCAGUCUUUUGUGACCUCAGGGAAGAAAAAUGUUGAAUCUAAAUGUCAUGGAAUAAAGGCUCAUUCCCGGCAGCGGUGGCAGUGCCAAUCAGGUGGCAAGUAUGGAAGCACUAUCAACUUGGUUGCAGCCAGCAAUGGCUCUAUAUCCUCCAACUCCAGCAGUCUAGAAAGCCUUGGAAGCCCAGAAUUUCCCAAGCGCUGUUCUGAAACUUCUCGAAGGCAAGUGGGCACCCUACAGAGGGAAAUGAAUGCCUUAUUCGUUCAAAAAUUGGAGGAAAUUCGAAGUAAAUCCCCUAUAUUCUUUACUGAUGUCAGCCAUUUCUCGAUGCAGAGGUCAGUCACUUCUUUAUGCAGCCUAGAAACUAUCACUGAAGAGCCUGUUAUUGCAAAUGACAGCCAUCACGCCAGCCUCUUCUUUCCUUUAACCAUUACUCCUUACAGUGAUUCUGAAGAAGGGUCUAUGUCUGAUUAUUCCACUGAAUCUCAAACAAAAGGAAGCAACCCAUCGAACCGGCCUCCAGAACCUCUGCUCACUACAGAACAAAGACCAAAUUUGGCUGCAGAAGACCAAGUGCAGAUAGCCACAAAAGCAGCUGACAUUAAUGUAUUAGUCCAAGACAGUGAGAGGACAAGCAUGGCAGGAUUUCUCAAAGAGGAAAAUGGUUGGACACAGGCAUGCAGUGAAGCUGAAGAUCAAGUUGAUUUGGCUGUGCAUCCUCAAAAAGCCUGGCUGGUGGUGGCAGAAGCUAAGAGUGCUGGCCAGCCUGUUGAAAACUGCCAGAAGCAGAAUGACCAAACAGGGCAGAUAUGGAAAGACUUGAAAACCACCGCUGAAUUAAAAAGCCAAAAACCUGGUGCAGCAGCUGUCCUGCAGCAGAACAGUGUGAUUAAUGGCACACAUCCAACUUUGUCUCCAGAUAUUUUCCAGAAGGCCCAGGCUGCACAGGCUCUACCUGUUUCUCAGACAAGCUCUUACAUGUUAAUAAGGAAGUCAAAGAGUGAAGGGCUGAAAAAGUCAGACUCCUCAGCUUUAAUAAAAAAUCCAAGUAGCCUAUCUCCAGCAGCAGAAGUAUACUUUGAUGCUACUGUUAAUGACCGGAUCUGGAGCAAGCUAGAUUGUAGCAAUCAUCGUGACAGCAUGUCUUCCUCUUCCAGCAUGUCCUCCAAUGACACUGUGAUAGAUCUGUCUCUACCUAAUCUAGCUCGCAAAAGCCUUCCAGAUCUUGGCAUCCGUCAUGAGAACUUUGAGCCCCUUGCCAUGAGAAGGGGUAUUCGCCCACGGUCUGCUACAACGUCAGGUAAUGAAAUGCCAAUAGUGAGCAAGAGUAAGUCCAAUCCUAACCUGAGGUCUGACCAGCUGCCAGUGGAUGAGUUGUGCCCUCGUCCUCUUGCAAGGAGUCCUCAGGAUGCGUUCUCAUCCAUUCCUAGGAGGCAUACCUGGAGCAGGCUGUACAUUGAAAGUCUCAGGCAAUCUUCUAACAAAUCCAAAGCAGAGGAUAAGGUUGGGAAUAACCAGGCAAAAUCCAAGAGUCUUGGAGACCUUACCUCUGAUGACAUUGUGUGCACUUUUGAAAGCAAAUAUCGUAGCAUCAGCAGGAGUUUUGUCACUCGAUCGAUGCGUGAGCAGCGUCGCUCUGCAGGCCUGAGAACUUCUGUCAAACCCCAGGAUGAAUUGACUGAGCAGCUGAAGAAGCUAACAGCCUUUCAGCAGGAAAAUGAUAUAACUUCCCCCAUCAGUCUUGAUCCAGCUGAAUCUGAAGAGGAGGCAGAGAGCUUAGGACUCCUUCGCAGGUCAUCAUCUCGCAGUCAGAGCAGGGUGCGGUACAUUGCCAACAGAGCCAAGCAAGCUCAGGAGAGACAGCGACUGCAAAGCCUGGGCCAGCUCGGUGGGAGUCCCAUUGAAGAGAGAGGAAAUCCAGAGGGAGCCUGCAGCGUUGCAAAAGCAGUUUGUAUGGAUAUGGCUUCUCCUGCUGUGUUUACAUCCCAGCCUAAGAACCAAACUGAUUAUAAUACUGACACAGAAGUCUUCUUUAUGCUGAAACUGUAAAUCUGGGGUGCACUGAGUAAGGUGAUGUUUACACAUAACAUAGUGACCUGAGAGGCACAAAAUAUCCUUGUAUGGCUUAGUGCUUCCUGGCCCUCCCUCAAUGGUAAAGGUAUUUAAGAUCCUGACUCCAAAUAAUAGACGAUUGUUAGACCUGUCAUCCAUCUGUGGAAUUCGAUCAACCAAGUGAAAUCAGAGACAUAUUUUUACAGUCUUAAUGAUCUGACCUUUUUUUAUUAUGUUUUUUCCAGCCUCAAAUCUGGCCUCCUUUGCGUGUGACCAUUUCUUUGCACUUGCAAAUUGCUCUGUGCAAAACUUUGCUCCUUAUUAAGUUCAUUAAUUGCUUUGUCUAGCAGUUAAACACCAGUGAUGUCAGUGACAGGUAAUGUUACUCUUAUUAAUUAUAUAUCCAUGAAAGGAGGCUAGAUUUGAAACCAUGUAACUUGUUUUGGUGUUUUCUUGAAGAGCUGGAGGCAUCUGGGAAACAGUCAAAGUUGCAGUGAUAUUUUUUCCUUAAUUAAUGAUAUAGUAGAUAAAGUCCCAUCUUUUAUUGUGGACUUGUUUAUUUCAAUGAAAAUCCACAUUGUUGCACUCUUUGAAGAAAGAAAAUCUGUUGCCAUGUUCCAAAGGAAUGCUUUUUUUUUUUUUUUUUUUUUUUUAAACCAAGUUUGUUUAUAUAUAUAUAUUGAUAUAUAUACAUAUAUAAAUAUAUGUAUGCAUCUGUGUGUAUGCAGGUAUAUGUCUGCUUGUAUGUGUACACAUGCACACACUUAAACUGAGCUGUGACUGUUUCUUGUCUCAAAACAUCAUCUGUGGGAAUGAGAUGAGAAGGGGGAAUUAGUCAGAAAAGACAGGAAACAUCUUCUGACACCCGUUCAGAAGUGACUCAAAAGCACACUGAUCUUUUCUUGAAAACAGAACCAUCCCUUCUUUAAGGUGUUUUAACAAUGCUGCUGUACAUAGCACUUUUUUGGAUGAAUUUUACUACUUCUGUAUUGCACUGCCAUGCAAAAUUUUCAAUGAUACGUUUUAAAAUAUAUAUAUUUAAUUUUUUUAGAUGAACAUAUUUAGAGUUCUAUAGCAAGCUAAAGAGAACAAUCAUUUUUCCUCCCCAUUUUAUUUUUUACUUUUUUUUUUUUUCCUAAGGUAUUUCCUCCAUCCCGUCUCCCCCCUCCAAAGUCAUUUAUUAUAGAUGUAUUUUAUGAUGGAGAAGAUUGUUUACUGAGAUGCAUUUUAAAGAGAAACAGAGGUUUAAUUUUAUUUUCAAGCUGCAUAGAGUCCCUAUUAUUGAGAAAAUAUUUUGCUUUUGUUUGUAAUGAUUCUUCUGUGUAUAUUGCAAAAUCUCAAAAUUCGUUUGUAAAACCACCUUGUACUACUAAAAUAAACAUAUUUAAUCUUCCAG
This is a messenger RNA of Coturnix japonica (Japanese quail), 10013 nucleotides long. The record is from RefSeq and is a predicted model, not a curated record. Lineage: Eukaryota; Metazoa; Chordata; Aves; Galliformes; Phasianidae.